UUGGAUUACUUUUAUUUAAAUGUCAAACUAAAUUAAAUUGCAAAACGAAAUUUAAAGUGCAGAACAACCAACUUGAGGGCUAAGCAGAAGAGUUCAAGUAUAUAUAAAUAAUUGAUAAGAACGUGACACCUGGAGCUGAGACACCUGAGUUGUCACCCCACAUUCGGGCGAAAACAGCUAAUACUGAACUUCCAAAACGUUUCAAUUGAAUCAGAGACACCAUCUCGUCAACAGCAGCAUUCCGUCCGCAUUUGCAGCAAAUAAAACGCAAACUCUGAAUCAUGUCCAGCGAAGCCCCAACGCCGGUUCUGCGAGGCUGCAUUAAACUGCCCCUAGCCGAAGAUGAAUUGCUCGAAAUAACAGCCAAGGCCAAGGAUUAUGCCCUAAUGCAUGGAGCAGCGAUGCGAUCGAAAACCACUUUCAGUCCAGAUACAUUAAAUUUUGCUCCUUUUCUUUUGGUCCCAUCAUCGUUUCCCCGCAAGGAAUUCGAAAAGGCGGUGGCCCUGCAGCCGAUUAUCAAUCGUUUGAUGCACAAUGUGGCCCAUGAUGAGGAGUUCAUAACCACCACAUUGGCGGAGACAAUAAAAGUCGAUGAGUUUACAGCAAAUCUGUUUAAUAUCUAUCGCAAAGUGUUGGCCCAUGGUUUUACUCAGCGCGUUUCAUUGGGCAUGCUGCGUAGCGAUCUAAUGCUGGAAUCUGACUGUCCAGAGUUAUCAAUGAAGAUCCUGCAACAACAACAACAACGGCAACAAAAUGAAGAUGCAACGGUAGCAGCAGCAGCAGCAAAGGAUAAGGAAGAGAUGGUGGCAAUGGAGGCAGCGGACGUUAAGGCGGAGAUAUGUUUUAAUCAAGCAACAACCAAGUUCAAACCAAAAACCAAAUGCAAGGAUCGUCAUGCUAAUGUCAAACAAUCGGCAUAUUGCUGCUGGAAACAAGUCGAGAUCAAUACAAUAGCAUCAGGUUUUGGCCAUUUGGGACCAGCAAGUAAAACCAUACAAAGCUUUGUGCUGAGCGAACUUGGACAUGCGGAAAAGUUGAAAAAUAUGCCCAAAAAUAAUGCCCUAGCUGGUCUCUGUGAUGGCAUGGUCAAAGCAUGGGAUAUCUAUGGAAAACCCAAUGCUGUCAUCCUCUUUAUUAUUGAGGAUGUAUCCUAUAAUAUUUGCGAUCAACGUUUCCAUGAGUUUUACAUCAGAGAGACAUAUCCGCAUAUUAAAGUAUUGCGUCGCACCCUAACCGAAGUUCAUCGUGAGGGCAAACUGGGAUUAAGCAAAGAGUUGUUAUUGGGCCCUCAUGAGGUAGCUGUCAUAUAUUUCCGUGCUGGCUAUGAGCCUGGCCAUUAUCACUCGCAGAAUGAAUGGGAUGCUCGGUAUUUGAUGGAAACCUCAUUGGCCAUCAAAAGUCCAUCGAUUCAAUAUCAUUUGGCUGGAACGAAGAAAGUGCAACAGGCAUUGGCUCAACCUUCAGUAUUGGAGCGAUUCAUCAAUGAUCCCGAAGAGAUAAAGGCUGUGGGCAAAAUAUUUACCGGACUGUAUUCCCUGGAUGAUAAUGAUGCAGGCAAUGCCAGCUAUGAGAUGGCUCUACGUACACCAGAGAAGUUUGUACUUAAGCCCCAACGUGAGGGUGGUGGAAAUAAUGUUUACGGUGUGGAUAUACCCGAUGCUCUUAAGCGCAUGACACGAGUGGAACGUUCAGCAUGGAUUUUAAUGGACUUGAUACAUCCGCCAUUGACCAAGGGUUAUAUGGUGCGUCCGGGUGGUGAGAUGCCUCCACCUAUUGUGGAUAUGGUAUCUGAAUUGGGUAUAUUCGGUGUAGUGAUCGGUGAUGCGGACAAUAUAGUCCAUAAUUAUCAGGCGGGACAUAUGCUGCGCACUAAAUUGUCCACUGCCAAUGAGGGAGGCGUGGCCGCUGGCUUGGGCGCCCUAGAUAGUCCCUAUUUAAUUGAUAGUGACAAUGAAGAUUGAGAAUUCUGGGUUUUUUUGCAAAAUCCAAUCAAAUAAACGGCAUUCCAAUGUUGCCUAAAUUGUAUAAAAUACCGCAAACAAAUUAAAUGUAUAUCACCCCCCUUAACCCCACCCCCACCCCCCAAUCACCCAUUCCCCAAACAAUUGCUUUAUAUUUUUCUACACCCAAUUAACAAGCUUGUUGUGUACACAAACAGUUUUUUCUAUUGCAAUAAUAAAUGUAAAUACCAAAGUA
Molecule: messenger RNA, 2196 nt
Organism: Drosophila willistoni
Lineage: Eukaryota; Metazoa; Arthropoda; Insecta; Diptera; Drosophilidae
Product: glutathione synthetase
Exons: 7
Coding region: 282-1961 (559 amino acids)
Biological process (GO): glutathione biosynthetic process
Cellular component (GO): cytosol
Molecular function (GO): glutathione binding; glutathione synthase activity; ATP binding
Source: RefSeq, a predicted model, not a curated record